UCUCUCUCUCUCUCCCUCCUUCAGAAACACACCAGGAACAACAUGGAGUUUGGAGACGGCAUCGCAUCGUCGCGCGCGCGUCUGCAGCGGCUCAAGGUCCGCGGUCUGGGUCUGGUCGGCGGGCCAGCCCGAGUCCCUCUCGGUGAUGCCACCAACGGCUCAGGCGAGCUGGCGGCGUCGGGUGCGUAUCAGAAGUCUGCAGCAGUCAUUGCCAAGGCGCGUGCGGUGCUUCAGGAGCGGAACGCUUCGAUGGCGGCGGCAGCAACUGUGGCUGUGGUGGGCGAGAUCGAGAAUCAGAAGGAGGCUGAGGUCGAGGCUGAGGCUGAGGUCGCAGCCGAGUUGGAGGCUGAGGUCGAGGUCGAGGCAAAGAUUGAGGUCGAGGCUGAGGUUGAGACUGAGGUCGAGGCCGAGUUUGCUAUGGCUGAUGCCAUGGCGGAAGUGUUUGAGGAGAUUGUGACGGCCGAGAAGGAGACGCCCAAGUUUGAGAUGGGCGCCCAGAUGGCCAAAGUGCUUGACGAGGUGGUUGCCAACAAGGAGGAUGAGGAGCAGGAGCAGGAGGUCAAGGUCGAGCCGGUGGCGCCGCCGCGGCGAAUGACGCGGGUGGAGAAGGCGCGGUUGGAGGCGCUGGCAGCGUUUGGAGGCUCAUCAUCGCUCGACGAUGUGUUUGCCAAGGCUGAGGCACCUGCCAAGGUUGUGGAGGAGGAGCAGCAGGCUGCACCGAAGCGAAUGACACGGACUGGCGUCAAGGCGCUCCUCCACACCGCGGACGUGCUCGCUAUCGCUAACUUUACCUACUAUCCGUACGGUAACGCGCGCGGCUACGAGCCCAACGUCGAGUGCCAGCACGGGCCGAACGAGUGCCUGGGCAACAAGAUCGAGGCUUGCCUCAUGCACCUCAACCCCAAGCCGACAACCUGGGUCCAGGCGCUGGUUUGCAUGGAGUCCGGUACACCGUACGCCAACUGGAAGAAGUGCGCGUCGGAGAACUCGCCGGCCAUCGAGACGGCGCCUAUCGAGUCGUGCAUCGAGGGCUCGCUCGGCAACCAGCUGAUCAACGACGCGGCCCGCGCCACCAACUCGCUCAACCCGCCGCAUCAGUACACCCCGUGGAUUACCAUCAACGGCAAGCCCAAGCAGGGCUCGCUCAUCCGCGAGAUCUGCGACGCGUACACGGGCACCAAGCCGUCCGGCUGCUCGUCGCCGUCGUCGUCGUCCGGAUCCUCGGGCUCGUCGUCAGGCUCGUCGUCUUCGGCCGCUGCCGCUGACUACAACCUUCCGCGCGACCUUUGCUUCCGCGAUUAG
Thecamonas trahens ATCC 50062 is the source of this 1302-nucleotide messenger RNA. RefSeq lists its product as uncharacterized. The transcript is spliced from 3 exons. The record is from RefSeq and is a predicted model, not a curated record. The coding region runs from base 43 to 1302 and encodes 419 amino acids. Gene Ontology annotation, molecular function: oxidoreductase activity, acting on a sulfur group of donors, disulfide as acceptor. Lineage: Eukaryota; Apusomonadida; Apusomonadidae.